Molecule: messenger RNA, 945 nt
Organism: Thecamonas trahens ATCC 50062
Lineage: Eukaryota; Apusomonadida; Apusomonadidae
Exons: 3
Coding region: 1-945 (314 amino acids)
Biological process (GO): maturation of SSU-rRNA
Molecular function (GO): rRNA small subunit aminocarboxypropyltransferase activity
Source: RefSeq, a predicted model, not a curated record
AUGGGCAAGAACCGUGACGAGGAGGAGGACGGCGUGGCCGGGGCCGGGGUAGAGGAGGUCGCGGCGGGCGUGGCCGGAGCCGAGCACGGAUGGAUCACAGGCGGGGACGAGGGUAAGGACAUGGGCGGUGCGCGAGCGGGGUGGAAUGCGCUGGCGGAGCGGGAGGGCGAUCUGCGUGGCGACGGCGACGACGGCGAUGCGGGCUUUGCCAUCGAUCUGACCAUGUGGGACUUUGGCCAGUGCGAUGCGAAGCGGUGUACGGGGCGCAAGCUGGAGCGGAUGGGCUUUGUCACCUCGCUGGAGGUGACUCAGCGUGGCGGCGGGAUUGUGCUCUCGCCGGCUGGGACAGCGACGAUUUCGCCGGCCGACGCAGACAUCAUUGCGGCGUCGGGCCUCGGCGUUGUCGACUGCUCGUGGGCGCGGGUCGAUGAGAUUCCAUUUGCCAAGCUCAAGGGCGAGCAUCGGCUGCUUCCGUACUUGGUUGCGGCUAACCCGGUUAACUACGGCAAGCCGCUCAAGCUGACGUGUGUCGAGGCUUUUGCCGCCGGGCUCAUCAUCGCAGGCUUCCGGGCCGAGGGCGAGGAGAUCAUGUCCAAGUUCAAGUGGGGCCACGGAUUCCUCACGCUCAACGACGAGCUGCUCCGCCGGUACGAGGCAUGCAGCUCGGGCGAAGAGGUUAUCGCCGUCCAGGGCGAGUGGAUGGCCAUGAUGGAGGCUGAGCAGCAGGCGCGUCCGUCGGCCGGGCUGAUCUGGGACGAGGACGGCUAUCUUGCCAAUCCCAACCAUGUCGACACCAUCUUUGACCGGCUGGACCAGCUCGAUGCUGAGAACGAGGUCGAGGCCGAGGCCGCCGCUGCCGCCGCUGCCGCCGCUGGUGACGAUAGUGAUGCCAGCAGCAGCGGCGAGCCGGGAGAGAGCGCGGUCGAGCUCGAGGCCGGUGCGUGA